This is a messenger RNA of Sarcophilus harrisii (Tasmanian devil), 830 nucleotides long. Its product is annotated as keratin-associated protein 20-2-like. The record is from RefSeq and is a predicted model, not a curated record. Bases 190 to 459 code for a protein of 89 amino acids. NCBI's taxonomy places the organism in Eukaryota, Metazoa, Chordata, Mammalia, Dasyuromorphia, Dasyuridae. The transcript has a single exon.
GCAGAAAAGCAAUGAAUCAAGAGAAAAACAAAAACAAAAACAAAACAUUAAGGAGCUGGUGGUGGUGUCAGAGACCAAAGAAUUGUAAGAAUGCAAUUUUACCUAGGUAAUUUGGUUAAUGGAAAUGAUGAAAUCCUGACCUGACUCUGCCACAUUUCCUGAUUGAAGAGUAUAAAAGUUGCUGUGCAGAUGGUGCCAUACAUACUCAAACCUUAUCCUAAAAACCCAUCCACCCAAGUGAAUCUUGACACCAUGUGCUACUACGGCAGCUGCUAUAGGGGCCUGGGUUAUGGCUAUGGCUCUGGUUAUGGCUGUGGAGGCUGUGGCUAUGGAGGCUAUGGCUAUGGAGGCUGUGGCUGUGGAGGCUAUGGCUAUGGAGGUCUGGGCUAUGGAGGCUAUGGCUGUGGCUGCUGCCGUCCAUCUUGCUGUGGAAGGUAUUAUUCUUAUGGCUUCUACUGAAAAACCCCUUGCUAUUGGGCUGUCAAGGAGUCUAUAGUACCAGAAGGACAUCAUCUUCCAUCUGUGUCUGCAGCCGAGCUACAUGGGAAAGCUACUGCAACAGGUUUAGCAUUUCCAUGGCACACUCAGAGCAACGACAUGGCAGUGACCAAGAAACAACAGGACCCUUCCUUCUGGGAAAUAAUGCAGACUCUCACCUGUCAUGAGAGUGAAUUCUCCAACAACUCCUUCCCAGCAAGUUGGCUCAUCUCUCAUAUGUUACUGGUUUUUUUAUGACUUUGCAAUAAACUUACUUCUCUUGCUUAGUAAAGCUAUUGUUACUUGUCCUGCUUGAUCUCUGUCUUUGGGUUUCAGCUCUCAUUAAAAAGAGA